GAAGAGUGGAGCUAGUGUCGUACAGUUCACAACUAUGUUGGCGAGCAACACGAGAGGGGAAGGUUUUUAGCGCGCCAUGCGAUUAACAAACGUUGCAGCAUUUUUACAUCCGAAGAAAACGAGAAGAGCUCGACGAGGAUGAAGUUUAAUUCAACUUCUCGUUAUCCGAUUCGGUAGCUAUGAAAUCUCAUCGAUACGCUUUGUGUUAUACUACCGUUUCUCCCUUCUACUUGUUCCGCGUUAUCGAUUGUUACGAACGCGCCGACUGAUAAUGCGUUAAAUGUGUGCACUUCCUUUAAAACGAAAUCACAUAUCCUCGCAUCUAUUUACCGGAAAGAAUCGAAUAUCACGAUAGAAUUAUGGAUACCGUAUAAAAUUAACGUGCGCUUGGACACUCUGCGGCAUGGAGGUAUGAUAGACAGAAAAAUAUCUAUCCUAACAUAUCAGCAUGGAGGUAGAAGACUGAAAGCUUGAUAAUAGAAUGGAAUCCAGGAUGCCAGUGAAAUACGACGAUUCUUAAGUUCAGGAUGGAACUUAGAAAAGGGCCUUGGUCGAAAAAAAUCCUGGUUCCAGCUUGUUUUCUGGUAAUUCUCAUCUGGAUCUUUUUAAUCGACAAUUCCUUACUACUCGACAACCUGCCUGGUAAAGCAACCUUCCAAAAACCGAGAAAUUUCGUUCCACUCGCACACGACCCGAAUCUGGAUCGUCUAACGAUCAAGAAAUCCUCUCUGAUAAGCGAUGUCGAAUUGAAACACACGAAAGUAUCGAAGCUUCAAAUGGUGUCGCUUUGGACAGGCAACAACAGCGUUAAAGGGAACACAGGAUCCUUGCGAAAGUAUCAGAUCUUGAGACAGCAAGGUUUAAUGCCGAGUAAACAAUUACCCACAGCUUUGAUAAUUGGAGUUAAAAAAGGCGGGACUAGAGCUCUGUUAGAAUUUUUGAGAUUGCAUCCUGCUAUUCGCGCAGCUGGAUCCGAAGUUCACUUUUUUGAUCAUCAUUACAUCAAGGGGUUUCAUUGGUAUAGGCAUAGGAUGCCUCCGACAUUGUCCACUCAAAUCACGAUGGAGAAAACCCCGUCGUAUUUCGUGACGAGCGAAGUACCGAGAAGAGUUCAACGAAUGAAUCUUGCGAUGAAAUUGAUUCUCGUAGUAAGGGAUCCAGUUACUCGAGCGAUAUCCGAUUAUACCCAAGUGAAGAGUAAACGAGCCAACAUGCCAAAAUUCGAGGAUCUAGCGUUUCUUAAUGGGUCGAAAAUCGUGGACACAACGUGGGUCCCAUUGAAGAUCGGAGUGUACGCGCGACACUUAGAGAGAUGGCUUCAGUACUUUCCAUUGUCACAAUUUUUAUUCGUCUCUGGAGAAAGAUUGAUCGUGGAUCCAGUCGCUGAGAUUACCAGGGUUCAGGACUUUUUAGGCCUAAAAAGAGUUAUCUGCGAGAAACAUUUUUAUUUCAAUGCCACGAAGGGGUUCCCCUGUCUGCUCAAAUCUGAGGAACGUCCUACACCCCAUUGCCUUGGUAAGAACAAGGGUCGUAGUCAUCCUUACAUAGAUCCUGUAGCCAUACAACGAUUGAGAGAUUUUUAUCGUCCAUUCAAUCAACGUUUCUACCAAUUGACCGGAAUGGAUUUCGGCUGGUUGUGAGAAUAAAUGCGAUAAGCGAAUACAUAUCGAAGCUAGUCAAGUAAAAGAACAUAGUCAAUUUUUACUGAGAUACGACACGCGCGCAUGCGGACACCAUUAGUUUGCACUAGUUAGUAAAUAAUUAGUAAAAGAACCAGAUAAUACUCUUCGGUUAGUUUAUAUUCGUUUUUACUCUAAACCAGAAUAUUUUUUUAUGUACUGCAUAAACGUGGAAAAAGAAGAAAGGCAUAUCCAUCGUUUCAAUGUGUUGACAAUACACAGAAAGAGAAUUCCUGUUCUUGUUCGUGAUAUUAACUUUUAGACACGCGUAUAGAUUUAUAGUGGCAGCAGAAUGUUAUCAAUCGUAUGUAUCAUUUUUCGCAUACAUAUAUUCCACUAUAUUUUUUACAGGACAUUACAAAAGAAAAAAAAAGAAUAGUAUAUCCGAAUUUUAAACGAUAAAUGGCCAUACGCGUUAUUCUUUUGUUCAUAUUUUAUUCGUUCGUUAUUAUCAAAUCUAUUAUUUAUUACAAUAGAAUCUUUAAAAAUGUUUAUUACAUAUUAAAAUGUUGAUUCGUUAAUUCCAUCUUCCAUUGAAGUAGUUGUGCAGAAUAGAAAAUGUUCGAAUCUGUAUUAAAAUACGUAGUUACUGUUAUUGAUUGUAUAGAGUUCUGUUUAGAAUUAAGAAUUGUUUGCACAUUUUGUUGAAUUUUUGAUCUUCCAAUGUAUCAAGCACAGAAUCUACGUAAUCUACGUAAUUCUAAUGAUAUUUACCUAGUAUAUGUAUCAUUAUGUUUAAGCAAGAAAGCGAUGAAUAUUUUCUGAAUAAUUUAGUUGAACUGCGUCAAAAUGUCAUUAAAUUAUAAGAAACGCUAUAACAGUGUAGAAGUUCUCGUAGAUGCGGAAACGGAAACUGAGUACAAUUUAAAGUAAUAAAAAAUUACGUCUCGCGUUUAAUAUACGAGUACAGUUUUAACGAACGUAUUUCGGUUAGAGGAAAAAGAAGCAUAGAAAUAUUAAUAACGUCAAUUAGACAUUUGUAAUGACGAGGG
This is a messenger RNA of Bombus impatiens (common eastern bumble bee), 2671 nucleotides long. RefSeq names its product heparan sulfate glucosamine 3-O-sulfotransferase 6 (gene Hs3st-B). The coding region runs from base 528 to 1640 and encodes 370 amino acids. The transcript is spliced from 4 exons. Gene Ontology annotation, molecular function: [heparan sulfate]-glucosamine 3-sulfotransferase activity. NCBI's taxonomy places the organism in Eukaryota, Metazoa, Arthropoda, Insecta, Hymenoptera, Apidae. The record is from RefSeq and is a predicted model, not a curated record.